UGGUAUUUUUUCUUGGGGACACAGCGGCUUGCGGCGCCAUAUUGAAAGACACAAAGUAUUUUCAUAAACGCCUAAAAUAUCUAAUUUUCCAAAAUGCUGUAUCUAGAGGAUUACCUCGAGAGUGAGUAUUAGGUUUAUUUUACGCCUAGGUGGUAAUAUUUGUGUAUUUACUGCCGUAAAUGUGCAUAAUUUUAUCCGGAGCGCGCCCGGACUGUUAGCCUAGCAAUGCUAACUCCUAUAUUCGCUUUUUCUUCUCUCUGGCAGUGAUCGAGCAGCUACCCAUGGAUCUCCGCGACAGGUUUACGGAAAUGAGAGAGAUGGACCUGCAAGUUCAGAGUAUGCAUUGCUACAGCGUGACAGUCUCUAAACACUUCACCGGCGAGCAUUUUUCAAGUUGAAAAACACAUACUUCUCAGUUUCGCACUUUGUAGGCUCAUGGUGCAGAAUAAAGAAUCGAACUCUUAACACUAGUUAACGUUAGUUACCGGCCAAAUAAACAUUUGUUAAAUGCAGUAUUUGUAUAACUAACACAGCUAGCUAACGUUAGCGAACUUGGCUAAUAUAACAAUGCAACAACUUUCAGUAACCUGAGAAACAAGUUAGUGGGUUUGUAUGAUUCUAACUAGGGUUAUAGAAAUUACAAAAGAACAUCAUGUGUAUGUUAUGAUAUUUGUUUUCCAUAUAGAUGUCCAACUAACGAUUGCUAAUCAUGUGUGCAUGCACAUAAGUUGAACAAUGAAUGUAAACAAAGCAGGGUACAUGGAUUCGGAGAGUGCACAUCACAUGUAGUAUUAAUGUUAUACAUGUAGCUAGUUAGCUGUUUUAUCAUGUAACUUUAACUAGCUACAUACACACGAACUGUUUACUAGCUAGAACAUGCACCAAUAUUAAUUUAGUACAGUGGUUCCCAACCAGGGGUACUAGGACCCCUGGGGGUACUUGGCCUUUCCACAGGGGGUACUUGAGAAGACUCAUGAGACCAUAGGUCUUCUGGUAAAAUGCAUUUACUUCAGAGGUACUCCGGGCAAAGCAAAAUUCAUUUGGUGGUACAGUAAUCGAAAAAGGUUGGGAACCACAGAUUUAUUAGAAGUGGUUCGGUUCACUGGUAGUUUUAAUCACAAGUAGGCCGGUCCACGGACACCGCAUGUAAUAUUAGCCCUUCUGGUCAGCAUUGAAGUACAAGUAAAUAUGAAUUCAUCCACAUGCAUGCAGAGUAUAAACCCAUAUAAUUAGUGUCUCAGACACACCUGUCCAGAUUGCUCACUGCUCCCAUUUGCUGUAGAUGCCAUGGACCAGUUGGAGCAGAGGGUGAAUGAAUUCUUUGUCAAUGCAAAGAAGAACAAGCCAGAGUGGAGGGAAGAGCAGAUGGGAGUCAUCAAAAAGGUGCCAAAUAAAUCUAAGAUUUAUGUGUAUUUCCCUUUUCAGAAAUACAGUUUUGUUCUUUAAAUCCCCUAAAAAAAAUAAAAAAACGAUAAGGCUGUACUACCGCACUUUUUGUGGUGAGUCUUUGUGCUUUGUCGUUGACAUUUUAGUCAUUUAGCAGAUGCUCUUAUCCAGAGUGACUUUAGUGCAGUCAUCUUUAAGAUAGUUAGGUGGGACAACCACAUAUCACAGUCAUAGUAAGUACAUUUUUCCUCAAUAAAGUAGCUAUCAGCAAAGUUGAAGCUAGUAAGAAGAAAAUAAAAAGUGUGAAUUAGUUCAGGAAAGGCAUUCUUUCUUUUUUGAGAUGGUGUCAGCCUCUGACUGCUUUUUCUCUCUGUUUCAGGACUAUUAUAAGGCAUUGGAGGAUGCAGAUGAGAAAGUACAGCUGGCCAAUCAGAUUUAUGAUCUGGUGAGUUGGAAUUUGAAUGCCAAGACGGAGCUAUGUCUAACGAUGUCUGGUUUGUCUAAUGGGUCAUGGGAAAAAUGUAAAUGCUGUAGGUUGGUGUCAGCACAAAAAAUAUGGGAAUCACUUCUAUAAAAAGGUAGGGAUAAGGGGAGUUAGAGGAGAACCGUUGUCGCUGGUGGCCUUUUUCAAGAUGUCACCACUAAAAUAUAAAAUGUUCUGCUCAGAACUGUGCGUUCUCUGAUGUGCCACUAGGUGGCAAUCAAACACUGCAAAUUAUUUGGAAGUCACUAAAUUGUCAGUCUCUUCAGAUGUUUCUAAUAUUUAUUUUGAUAUUGACGUUUCUAUCUUUUGAUGUUGAUGUAUUUCAUAGUGAAUACUCAAUGUGUAAAAUCUUGGGGGGUUUGUUUAACACCUAUAUUGUCGGGAAUGAACAGUAUCGCAUAUUGAAGUUGUACCUGUAUAUUAUGACGUUAUUUACAUUUUAGUAAUUUAGCAGACGCUCUUAUCCAGAGCGACUUACAGUUAGUGAGUGCAUACAUUUUCAUACUGGCCCUCCGUGGGAAACGAACCCACAACCCAGGCGUUGCAAGCGCUAUGUUCUACCAACUGAGCUACAGUUAUGGUGUGUGUGUUCCAGGUGGACCGCCACCUGAGGAAGCUAGACCAGGAGCUGGCUAAGUUCAAGAUGGAGCUAGAGGCUGACAACGCUGGCAUCACCGAGAUCCUGGAGAGACGUGAGUCACACCUGUCAAUCACAACAUGUCAGGAGACCCAUCCCCUUCAUCUUAACCCUCUUGGCCCUAUCAGAAUGUUGGGCUGACAGGAUACUUUUUGCUAGUCUUGUUUCUGUUGCAAUUCCGCGAUAGUGGGAUAUUAUCAAUCUGCCCAUCGGGAUAUUUCAGCCCUGCUAGGGUGGCGGUAUUGACCUAAAAAUGACCCUGUUGAGUCAAGUGUUGUUUCUUGUGUCUGUCAGUGUUGUCACUGAGAGCCAGCUCUGACAUUGCCUCUCUCCUCUGUCAGGAUCCCUAGAGAUGGACAGCCCCUCUCAGCCCGUCAACAACCACCACGUCCACUCACACACCACCGUGGAGAGUAAGUACAGGUCUUGGCUGUUUGGCUGACUUUCUUUUGGAGUUGUUCCAUGUCAGUAGAGAAAUGUAUAUUGUUUAAGGAGCUUUGUUUGUAUAGAUGAUUUGCUGCUUUCCUACAGUGAGGGGAAAAAUUAUUUGAUCCCCUGCUGAUUUUGUACGUUUGCCCACUGACAAAGAAAUGAUCAGUGUAUAAUUUUAAUGGUAGGUUUAUUUGAACAGUGAGAGACAGAAUAACAACAAAAAAAUCCAGAAAACCCCUCACAAUGUUAUAAAUUGAUUUGCAUUUUAAUGAGGGAAAUAAGUAUUUGACCCCCUCUCAAUCAGAAAUAUUUCUGGCUCCCAGGUGUAUUUUAUACAGGUAACGAGCUGAGGUUAGGAGCACACAAUUAAAGGGAGUGCUCCUAAUCUCAGUAUGUUACCUGUAUAAAAGACACCUGUCCACAGAAGCAAUCAAUCAAUCAGAUUCCAAACUCUCCACCAUGGCCAAGACCAAAGAGCUCUCCAAGGAUGUCAGGGACAAGAUUGUAGACCUACACAAGGCUGGAAUGGGCUACAAGACCAUUGCCAAGCAGCUUGGUGAGAAGGUGACAACAGUUGGUGCGAUUAUUCGCAAAUGGAAGAAACACAAAAUAACUGUCAAUCUCCCUUGCUCCAUGCAAGAUCUCACCUCGUGGAGUUGCAAUGAUCAUGAGAACGGUGAGGAAUCAGCCCAGAACUACACGGGAGGAUCUUGUCAAUGAUCUCAAGGCAGCUGGGACCAUAGUCACCAAGAAAACAAUUGGUAACACACUACGCCGUGAAGGACUGAAAUCCUGCAGCACCCGCAAGGUCCCCCUGCUCAAGAAAGCACAUAUACAUGCCCGUCUGAAGUUUGCCAAUGAACAUCUGAAUGAUUCAGAGGAGAACUGGGUGAAAGUGUUGUGGUCAGAUGAGACCAAAAUCGAGCUCUUUGGCAUCAACUCAACUCGCCGUGUUUGGAGGAGGAGGAAUGCUGCCUAUGACCCCAAGAACACCAUCCCCACCGUCAAACAUGGAGGUGGAAACAUUCUGCUAAGGGGGUGUUUUUCUGCUAAGGGGACAGGACAACUUCAGCGCAUCAAAGGGAUGAUGGACGGGGCCAUGUACUGUCAAAUCUUGGGUGAGAACCUCCUUCCCUCAGCCAGGGCAUUGAAAAUGGGUCGUGGAUGGGUAUUCCAGCAUGACAAUGACCCAAAAUACACGGCCAAGGCAACAAAGUAGUGGCUCAAGAAGAAGCACAUUAAGGUCCUGGAGUGGCCUAGCCAGUCUCCAGACCUUAAUCCCAUAGAAAAUCUGUGGAGGGAGCUGAAGGUUCGAGUUGCCAAACGUCAGCCUCGAAACCUUAAUGACUUAGAGAAGAUCUGCAAUGAGGAGUGGGACAAAAUCCCUCCUGAGAUGUGUGCAAACCUGGUGGCCAACUACAAGAAACGUCUGACCUCUGUGAUUGCCAACAAGUGUUUUGCCACCAAGUACUAAGUCAUGUUUUGCAGAGGGGUCAAAUACUUAUUUCCCUCAUUAAAAUGCAAAUCAAUUUAUAACAUUUUUGACAUGCUUUUUCUGGAUUUUUGUUGUUGUUAUUCUGUCUCUCACUGUUCAAAUAAACCUACCAUUAAAAUUAUAGACUGAUCAUUUGUUUGUCAGUGGGCAAACGUACAAAAUCAGCAGGGGAUCAAAUACGUUUUUUCCCUCACUGUAUGUGAGGUCAUGAAGGUAGUAAAUAAUGUCAUGUUUGUGUGUGACAGAGAGGAAGUAUACCACGCAACCAAGCCACCACACUACAGAGCACGUCCCAGAGAAGAAGUUCAAAUCAGAAGCCCUGCUUUCCACACUCACGUCAGAUGCCUCCAAGGAGAACACACCGGGCUGUCGGACCAACAGCACAACGUCAGUCUCUAACAACGUGUACAGUGUGAACUCAUCCCAGCCCCUGGCCUCCUACAACCUUAGCUCUCUGACUGCUUUGCCCGGGGCUGGGGCAGGGGCCAUCACCAUGGCUGCAGCGCAGGCUGUACAGGCCACCGCACAGGUAUAAACACACACAUUCUCUCUCCCUCUUUCUCACACUCUAUCUGUCUCACAAACUCUCUCACACACCCCCAACUCCAUGGCCUUCUGAUUUAUUCAUAUGAGUGCUGCACUGAUGCGGAUCUGUAUCAGUGUCUUGAACCAGUCUGUCUGUUCUGAGAAUUAUCUUAUCUGAUCGGGACAAAUGUCCUUGAAUGUGUAACUGAUGUUUGUCCAUGUUUGACUGUAACUAACCCUGUUCAUGGCUAUGUGUGUCUCUCUCUCUCUGCCUUUCCCUCUCUGUGCCCUCCUUCUCUCUCCCCCUCCCCUCCCCCUCGAUGUCAGAUGAAGGAGGGCAGGAGGACUAGCAGUCUGAAGGCCAGCUACGAGGCCAUCAAGAACAAUGACUUCCAGCUGGGGAGGGAGUUCUCCCUGACCUCCCGGGAUGCCACAGGGGCCUACUCCACCUCUGCCCUGGCCAACACCCUCACCCAGACCCUCACCCCCGCCGGCUCAGCCGUCGCCUCCGACUCCCGCGGCGGACGCAAGACCAAGUACGACACAGCUUACAUGCACACACACACACAGCCUCCCGUACGCUCAGACAAGCAUGACAAGCCCUAGCUAGUGGUCUUCUCCAGUGAUAUCACAUCAUUUCAUGUCUUACUGAACCGUAUCAAUCCACCCUGCAUCACCCCACAUCAGAAGAACAGACGUCAGGCCAAAUCACGCUACAUCAUUUCAGUGUCCAGUCCCAUGAUGUCACGCCACAUUAUGCCAGCCAUGCUUUUCAACUCUGCCCCCACAGCAUGAAUAAAUGAAGAUGUGAAGAUGAAAAAUUGAGAGCUUGUCUAAACUGCUCAGUCUUCUCUCCCCUGCCCCUCCACAGAGGCAACACCAAGUCUUCCAACCACCAGUCGUCAUCCUCCUCGUCGUCUUCGUCCCUGUCGUCGUGCUCCUCUUCCUCAGCCCUGGCUCAGGAGCUGUCCCAGCAGGCCUCGGCCCUCCCAGAGUCUGAGACCAACAACCAGGUGGACUGGACCUACGACCCCAACGAACCCCGCUACUGCAUCUGCAACCAGGUACACACAUCCAGAGACCCACUCUCUCUCACACUCUGGACAGCACACACCUACUGCUGACAGGUUAAACUAAAAUGGUUUCUCUUUUGUUAAAGGUGUCUUAUGGAGAAAUGGUGGGCUGUGAUAACCAAGACGUAAGUACCCAUUUCCAUUUGGGAGUGCUUUUCUCAUAUUCUACAACUGUUACCUCAUUACUUUCACAUAGGACUUUGUCAAAUGAGAGAUGAUGCAUGAGAGCUAACCUGAGUGCCCCGUGUGUGUUUGUGCAGUGCCCCAUCGAGUGGUUCCACUACGGCUGCGUGGGCCUAACAGAAGCCCCCAAGGGGAAGUGGUACUGCCCUCAGUGUACUGCCGCCAUGAAGAGGAGAGGCAGCAGGCACAAAUAGACACCCCACCUCUACUACCCCUCUCCUCAUCCAGGACCACCCCCAUCCCAUUCCACAUCCCUACCCCGCAAAACCAACUGUCAAUGCUAUAUCAACUGUAGUUCCUCCCAAACAAGUGUGUGUACCUGUUGUGGCCACACACACAGUAUUCUUAUCCACCUGUCUGUCUGUGUGACCUUUCAGGGGUCAAAACAGUGGGGUCAAAGGUUGUUAUUGCAGAGUCAAUCCUGUGUGAGUAUUUGGAUGAGACACCUGACUGGAAAAUCAAAACAAGGAGCCAAGACUCCAUGAAUCCUCACCCCCUGGUUGGGUGUCCAUUGCCCCCCCUCCUCCCUCCUGAAUUUUGAGCCUUGGCGCACCCCUUCUCUCCCACAUUCAUCAGACAUUCCUCGCCUUUCCCCUUGUGACAGGAAGGGCCAUACACCCCUCCUGCUUCCACACCGGCUGCAACAAGAAGUGCUCAUUACAGUAAAAUGCCCACAGGGGAAAUGACACAGACUGGGAAAUGUAGUCCAGGGGUGUUUAUUGGACUACAAAACCCAACCCCCUCUACAAGUUUUGAUUUUAAUUCUUAAAACGAAUUGAUGAAACGCAACUAUGACUUUGAAAAGAUGAGGAUGUUGAUUGGGACGGUGGUCAUUUCAGGUAACGUAUGGUUGAAUAUGACUGACCCUCCACGAUUGAGUCCUGUAAAGCUGAAGAGGUCAGAAUGUACAGUGUAAGAACAGUCAUAACUGAAGCGUGUCUGUGAGUGUAAGUGUUUCUGUAUGUGCGUGUGUAUGUCACUAGUCAUUCUGUACUGAGAUGGUGUGUAAAAGUUUCCAGAGAUGUAAAAAAAAUACAAUAAAAUGGAUCAAGU
This is a messenger RNA of Coregonus sp. 'balchen', 7268 nucleotides long. The record is from the annotation of a GenBank genome assembly. Lineage: Eukaryota; Metazoa; Chordata; Actinopteri; Salmoniformes; Salmonidae.